Engraulis encrasicolus (European anchovy) is the source of this 3767-nucleotide messenger RNA. It is a transcript of the gene fam53c, whose product is annotated as family with sequence similarity 53 member C. The record is from RefSeq and is a predicted model, not a curated record. Gene Ontology annotation, cellular component: nucleus. The transcript has 5 exons. Lineage: Eukaryota; Metazoa; Chordata; Actinopteri; Clupeiformes; Engraulidae. The coding region runs from base 885 to 2105 and encodes 406 amino acids. Gene Ontology annotation, biological process: protein import into nucleus.
UUUGGGUUGUCUGACAUGACAUGACACCAUCAUCAACAUCCCAAGACAUUAAAUUGAUAGAGAUGCGUAUAGAAAUCUUAAUUUACAUCCUUAGCCUGUAGUUUCUUUUAUGAUUAUUCUGCACGUGCACUCCGUAAGGUUUUCGCCGCAUGAUAGAACCUUUGCGUUUUCAGGAACUGUGAAUAAUAUUUAUGAAUUUCAGUCACUCACGGGCGUACGCUAGCUAGCGCGGAUAACUAGCUGUGAUGGCUAGUUGUUUUUAUUUAUAAUUGCGAGACGAUGCAAUCGCCUAAAGACCUGUUAUGCAUACGCUGAACACAGAAAAUAUUUGACGGUGGAUUGUCCUGCUGAUUCUGGGAUUGAUAUGACUUCCUAUGUUGACAGACUUCGAUGAAUGGAUCAUCCAUUGCAUGAGUUAGCAAUGCUAUUGGAGGUCAGUGCCAUAAACAUAGGCGACUACGCUACAAGGUUAGCUUGUUAGCUUCAUCCUGUACAUCUACAAAUUGGUUUAUCCCUAGCCAGCAGUAACGAUACACUGCAAGAUGGUUCAAGGCCUCUGCAUCCCGGUGUUUUCCAGUUAACAAGGUGAAGUGACUGUUAUCAUGCCACUUUAAGACCGCGUGACUAUUCUCUGAAGCGGGAAAGUGUCAGAACGGCAGUCAUUGAUUCUUUUCAGUCUGACCACGGUGUCAAGGGAAACAUUCAGCACCACCAAAUCUCCACCAGUGCUCAGCUCUCCCACGGUGCAUCAAGCCAUGUCAUGAUCACAUGCAUAGCCAAAGCACUUCAGAAACAGUCUGGACCGCAACACAGGCCAAAGGACUUACAAUCUGUCCCGUCCGGAAGCCUGCGCUGAGGACCCUUGCUGGCCUCCAGAUGGCUUGAUGCCUGAGAGCAGUUACUGGCAGCUCUGCCCUCCUUCCAAGCCCAGCCUGCAGCAGGGUGUGCUGAGUUCCAGCUUUCCCCCAGGCCCCGGCCCCGUGCCACAGCAGCAGGGUCCCCCGGCCCCCGACCAGCUCCAGAGCGAGGAGGGGGAAGAGCUGCAGUGCGCGCUGGUCCCCAGCACCUCAGUGACGGACCUGUCUUUUCCCGGUGGGCCCCCUCCCCCCCCGCCGCCCCCCAAGCGCCACUGUCGCUCGCUGUCUGUGCCCGAGGACUUGUCCCGGUGCCGCUACACCUGGCGGCCCAGCGCCUCGAAGGUCUGGACGCCCGUGAACCGCCGAUGCCACAGUGGAGGGGGAGCGGGGGGACAGUGCCCGCUUCGUGCCCCCAGCUCGUCACUGACCUCGUCGCUGCACUCCUCGUCCAGCCCCACCUUCUUCAGCCUCGCCCUCUCGCCCGACUCGCCGCUGCCAUGGAACUUCCCCUUCGAGCCCGGUGACGCGGCGGUGGGUGGCGGCAGCGCCUGCUGCUGCUUCUUCCCCUCGCCGUCCUCCUGCUCCUCCUCGCCCUCGCCGCUGCACCCGCCGCCUCCGCCGCAACGACGCUUCUCCCUGUCGCCCGUGCUCAUCCGUGAGGCGGCCGCCCACAUCCGGGAGCACCCGGUGCCUCCGGUCCCUCUCCAGGGCGCUGCCGCCUGCGCCGCUGCUGCCGCCGCCGCCGUUGCCACCGCACAUCACGUCGCACAACAACACCCGGGCGCGGUGCCCGCCUCGCCCUCGUCUGCGUGCAGCACGCCGGCCUCGCUGCGUAGGGCCAUCCCGCCCCAGUUGCCCCGCUGCCACUCCCAGCCCUGCGACCUGCUCCUGCUCAAGCCUGGCCUCAAGCGCAGGAGAGACCCCGACCGGCCAUGCGCCCGGCCAGUGCUGGACUUUGCUAAGAUGACCCAGACGCGUAGCUCGGACUUGAGCUGUCUGGAGCGCGGGAGGCUGGUGUGCGGAGGGGACGUGUGCAUGGGUCUGGAGCCGUUUCUGGGAGACUUCAGAGGCUUGUACUCUCCAUCUGAGGGCCUCGGAAGGACAAGUAUCGGGCCACUUAGUGAAAGUGACGAGGAGGAGGAGGAGGAGGAGGGGGAGGACGUGGACGCUGAUCACGAAGGAGGACCUCAAAGUGUUUUUGAAAGGGAUUGCACAGAACUGGACAUCUCCUUGAUUGAGGAAAAUUGAUUUAAAAAAAAGAAAAGAAAAAGAAAAAAAAACAUUACAUAAAACGAGAACAUCUCCAACUCCCCACCCUUCAUAGCCAGCAUUCAACCCUUCAAAUCCCUGUGUGAACCCUGCACAGGGACAGGUCUCUCAGGAACACAAACACUCAAUGACAAUGAUCUCUUUUGACUACUGUCAAUAAAAAACCAGGUAACACAGGUAGCCAUGGACGCUGACUCCCCAUCAUAGUACAUUCCAAAACCAAUUGCUGAGACAUUCUUUCAAUUGCUGAAGACAUUCUCGUGAAAAAAAAACAAACAAACAAACAAAAACAAAACAAAAACAAAAAAACUACUCAUAAUCCUGGACACCCCCCAGAUGUUCCCCUAAUGUUUUUGGAUGUCUUCUUAAUCCACCCCCUCUCUCCCACCCCCGCCAAGAUUGACUUGGAUAGAAUAUGUGGAGAACAAGUCUUUGACGUCUUGCUUUCUUUCUUUUUAAAACCUUUCUUCGAGUUUUUCAGUAGUACAGUAGAGUUUCUUGGAUGACGGUGAUGAUGAGUUUCGGUGUUUGUUCAGUUGAAUUCAAAAGGGCAGUGUGGUAUUGCAGGCUCCUCUGCAAUCCUUUCUAUUUUCUGGUGAAAUGAGUGAUCCAGCAUAAGCCUUAAAAUUCCAGUCUCUCUUUCUGUCUCUGGCUCUCUCUCUAUCUGUCUUGCUCUUAAAAUACUACUAGGAAAUGAAUUGUGUAGCUGUUGUCCUUUUACUGUUUCUUUUCAACUGUUUUUUCUUAAUAUUUCUACUCUAUAUAACUAAUUCUCUGAAAAAUAGAGAUAUGUAGAUAUUAAUAAUGAAUGCACUGUGUUAAAAAGUCUAACAACAACAAAAAAGUGUCAGCAACCACUGUAUUCUGAGGGCACAUUGUAAUUGUAUUGUACAGCAACCAUUUGUCUAAAACAAGUUGUGUAAAGAUGUUAGCUUGAAGACUGGGACAGGUCAUUACUCUCUCCUAGAUAUUAUUAUUAUUAUUAUUAUUAUUAUUAUUAUUAUUAUUACAACAACUUUGUGUUAUCGGAUAUUGGAUGGUUUGAAAUUCCAGGCUCAGUUUGUGUACAAUAAAGUUUGUGAGGAUUAUUUUACAACAAACCCAUCACAGAAGAUGUGUUAUUUAUUUGUUUAUUAUUUAUUAAAUUCUGCGAUUUCAAACUGUGGUGUGUGUAAUAAGCACCUAAUAAACAGAAAGGGUUUGAGCUAGUGCUGCCAGUGUUGUCAACUGGUUAGUGGAUAAAUGGGAUUAGAAUAACAUGAUCCUGACUUGAGGAAAGUUUUUUUUUUCUCUUUUUUUUUUUUUCUAAGAAUGUCAUGAAUCAGUUCAAAAUUCUGUCAAGAGAAUGUCCCCCCUGCUGUUAUUGUUUUUUUUUUUUUUUUUACUCUCAAUUUAAAAAGUGCUCUCCCAUUAAGGACACUUAACUGCAUUCUCUGUGUCAAAAACUUUUGAAUUUUUCUCUGAAGUCUUACCUGAGGGGUUGAUCCAUGAAGCUCACCGUCACCCAAGCCAACAAACAAACUAAGGACGUGCAUGUUAAUCCGAGUGGUAGCUUCAAUAAGAGAGUGGUUGUCAUUGCCUUGAAGUGAAAAACAUGGGAGAUCAUUUUCUCAAAAUGGAGAAAUAAACAUGUAAAAAGUU